GGGUGGGAUACGCCAUGGAUGAGUGAUGGACGCGGCUGGGCCAGUUUGGAUACGGCCCAAACACAUGGAACGGCCCAACAGGCCCACUACCUGGUCAUUGCCCUUGCCUCCGGCCUCCCCGUCGUCGACCGCGGGGGCGCCGCCGUCUCUCCCUCGCGCCUAUCCCGCUCACUCUCACGUCAGCAGCCGGCGACCAGUGGCGGGACGCCAAGCUCUUCAGAGAAAGCAGCCCAGGGCACCCCUUUACCCGCGGUUCCUUUGCUUCAUCUCGGUGACCAGGGUAUGACCAUGAGUACAACUCAGAAAAUUAAUCCAGUGGAAUCAUCUGCUAAGGUUUUCAAACAAGCCUCACAGUUCAAAAGAUUGGGGCGGAAACAUCCAUUCGUCCGCUAUGGACUACCACUCAUUUCCUUGACAGUCUUUGGUGCAGUUGGGCUAGCUCAUCUUAUACAGGGCAGUAAAGAAGUGACAAAGGAAAAGGAAGAUAUAGAAUGGGAGGUUGUAGAGACAACGAAAGCUCUGAGCCGAACAGGGCCGGUGGAAGGAGCCUAUAAGCCCAAGAAGCUCUCUCUAGAGGAUGAACUGAAGGCUUUGCAACAAAAGGUUGACAUAAACAGCUACGACUACAAGCCUAUUCCAAGACCCAAUGAAAAAUAAGUGGAGUGUAGCAUAUCAUUGUUUACCAGUGUGAGGAGUGGAAGUUUUGUUGAUGUUUUCGUCAUCCUGUUGUUUCACGACUCUAUAUGGUUGCACAGUGGCACAGCUCUGAUCGAAUUAGAGGAAUGCUCAGCAUUAUCAUCAGAACUUUAUGCCCGGUACAGCUGCAGAGAAUUACUGUGAGGAUCCUUGAGCUGUAGGAACCAGUGUUUGUAGCAACAGCCGCCUUCAUGGCAUGUCUGUAUUGUUACUCUUCUGAGAUUGAUUUCUGAGAUGCUCGGAUACGGACCGACUGAAUAUGACUCUGACAAGUGAGCAUUCACAUUU
Molecule: messenger RNA, 984 nt
Organism: Setaria italica (foxtail millet)
Lineage: Eukaryota; Viridiplantae; Streptophyta; Magnoliopsida; Poales; Poaceae
Exons: 5
Coding region: 19-657 (212 amino acids)
Cellular component (GO): mitochondrial membrane
Source: RefSeq, a predicted model, not a curated record